Molecule: messenger RNA, 1563 nt
Organism: Oncorhynchus keta (chum salmon)
Lineage: Eukaryota; Metazoa; Chordata; Actinopteri; Salmoniformes; Salmonidae
Exons: 4
Coding region: 1-1563 (520 amino acids)
Source: RefSeq, a predicted model, not a curated record
AUGUAUGGCGUCGUGGUCGUGUGGGCGAGAGGACCCUUACCAGCCCAGGACCCUUACCAGCCCAGGACCCUUACCAGCCCAGGUUCCUUACCAGCCCAGGUUCCUUACCAGCCCAGGACACUUACCAGCCCAGGUUCCUUACCAGCCCAGGACACUUACCAGCCCAGGUUCCUUACCAGCCCAGGACACUUACCAGCCCAGGUUCCUUACCAGCCCAGGACACUUACCAGCCCAGGACACUUACCAGCCCAGGUUCCUUACCAGCCCAGGACCCUUACCAGCCCAGGACGCUUACCAGCCCAGGACCCUUACCAGCCCAGGUUCCUUACCAGCCCAGGACCCUUACCAGCCCAGGUUCCUUACCAGCCCAGGACACUUACCAGCCCAGGACACUUACCAGCCAAGGUUCCUUACCAGCCCAGGACCCUUACCAGCCCAGGUUCCUUACCAGCCCAGGACCCUUACCAGCCCAGGACCCUUACCAGCCCAGGUUCCUUACCAGCCCAGGACCCUUACCAGCCCAGGACCCUUACCAGCCCAGGACCCUUACCAGCCCAGGUUCCCUACCAGCCCAGGAUCCUUACCAGCCCAGGACCCUUACCGGCCCUGGUUCCUUACCAGCCCAGAACGCAACACCCACCUGUCCUCCCCACGCCCACUUCCACACCCCACACCAACCCCCAGCACUAUAACCCAGCCCCACUCCCACCUCCCAGCCCCCAGCACUAUAACCCAGCCCCACUCUCACCUCCCAGCCCCCAGCACUAUAACCCAGCCCCACUCUCACCUCCCAGCCCCCAGCACUAUAACCCAGCCCCACUCCCACCUCCCAGCCCCCUGCACAGUAACCCAGCCCCACUCCCACCUCCCAGCCCCCUGCACAAUAACCCAGCCCCACUCCCACCUCCCAGUCCCCUGCACAGUAACCCAGCCCCACUCCCACCUCCCAGCCCCUGCACAGUAACCCAGUACUCCCACCUCCCAGCCCCCUGCACAGUAACCCAGCCCCCUCCCACCUCCCCCCUGCACAGUAACCCAGCCCCACUCCCACCUCCCAGCCCCCUGCACAGUAACCCAGCCCCACUCCCACCUCCCAGCCCCUGCACAGUAACCCAGCCCCACUCCCACCUCCCAGCCCCCUGCACAGCAACCCAGCCCCACUCCCACCUCCCAGCCCCCCUGCACAGUAACCCAGCCCCACUCCCACCUCCCAGCCCCUGCACACCCCUGCACAGUAACCCAGCCCCACUCCCACCUCCCAGCCCCCUGCACAGUAACCCAGCCCCACUCCCACUGCACUCCCAGCCCCUGCACAGUAACCCAGCCCCACUCCCACCUCCCAGCCCCACUCCCACCUCCCAGCCCCCUGCACACCCCCUGCACAGUAACCCAGCCCCACUCCCACCUCCCAGCCCCCUGCACAGUAACCCAGCCCCACUCCCACCUCCCAGCCCCCUGCACAGUAACCCAGCCCCACUCCCACCUCCCAGCCCCCUGCACAGUAACCCAGCCCCACUCCCACCUCCCAGCCCCACUCCCACCUCCCAGCCCCCUGCACAGUAA